Molecule: messenger RNA, 1733 nt
Organism: Panicum hallii
Lineage: Eukaryota; Viridiplantae; Streptophyta; Magnoliopsida; Poales; Poaceae
Product: peroxidase 2-like
Exons: 2
Coding region: 264-1313 (349 amino acids)
Biological process (GO): response to oxidative stress; hydrogen peroxide catabolic process
Cellular component (GO): plant-type cell wall; plasmodesma
Molecular function (GO): heme binding; peroxidase activity
Source: RefSeq, a predicted model, not a curated record
CCCCUCUCUCCUCUCUCCAGCCGUCAAAUAUUCGCAGGUCCGAGCCAGGCCGCCGCAGGCAACGACGCCGAGCCCAGGCCGGCGGCUACCGAGCGAGCUGAUAUAUACCCCACCCCCGGAGGCGGCCCAGCCCCAGCAGCAGCCAAGCGCCACGCUCCACCGUACCAACCAGCCGUGGUGAUCAGUGGUGUUGAUUUCCGCUCCGCGGGCGAGUGUGCUCGGCUUUGCUUGCCUGCCGUGGUGCGGACCGGCAUCCAGGGAGGAUGAAGGUGUCGGCGGCGGUGGCCGCGGCGGCGGCGCUGCUGGUGGUGGUGGUGGUGGUGGCGGCGGCGCAGGCGGAGGCGAGCGAGCUCAAGCUGGGCUACUACGGGAAGACCUGCCGGGGGUGGGAGAACGUCGUGAAGUACCACGUCGCCAAGGCCAUCCGGGCCAACCGCGCCAGCGGCGCCGCGCUCGUCCGCCUCAUCUUCCACGACUGCUUCGUCAGGGGGUGCGACGCGUCGGUGCUGCUUGACCCGACGCCGGCAAACCCGCACACGGAGAAGACGGCGCCGAUCAAUAUCGGGCUGGCGGCGUUCGAGGUGAUCGACGAGAUCAAGGCGGCGCUGGAGGAGCGGUGCCCCGGCACGGUGUCGUGCUCGGACAUCGUGGUGUUCGCCGCCCGGGACGCCUCCAGCAUCCUGAGCAACGGGCACGUGCACUUCGACCCGCCCGCGGGGCGCCUGGACGGCAAGGUCUCCCGCGCCGCCGACGCGCAGCGCGACCUCCCGGACUCGACCUUCACGAUCGGCGAGCUCAUCCGCAACUUCCGGCGCAAGAACUUCACGGUGGAGGAGCUGGUGAUCCUGUCGGGCGCGCACGCCAUCGGCGUGGGCCACUGCUCCUCCUUCCGCGCGCGGCUGACGUCGCCGCCGAGCCAGAUCGUGCCGGCGUACCGCAACCUGCUGUCCGGGCGGUGCGCCGCGGGGGCGGACCCCGUGGUGCCGAACAACGUGCGGGACGAGGACCCGCGCGCGGUGGCGGCGGCGUUCCCGUCGUUCCUGAAGAAGCUGCGGCGGAGCGGGGAGUUUCUGGACAACAGCUACUACCACAACAACCUGGCCCGGAUCGUGACGUUCAACUCGGACUGGCAGCUGCUGACGGAGAAGGAGGCGCUGGGGCACGUGAAGGAGUACGCCGAGAACGGGACGCUGUGGGACGAGGACUUCUCCGACGCGCUGGUGAAGCUGAGCAAGCUGCCCAUGCCGCCGCGCAGCAAGGGGGAGAUCAGGAGCCACUGCCGCGUCGUCAACGGCCACCACCACCACCACUAGCUUCAGCUUCAGUUCCUUGCUUGGACACGAUGCUACUACGACGUGCUACGCGUCACCUGCUGCUGCAGGAUAUGAUGCAGCUGAAAACUGUGAUUACUGUCUCGUUCGCUCGCAGAUCAUCGAUCGAUCGGUUCAUCAUUUGAUUGUUCAUCUUGCUGUUGAUGCUGUAAUGUGAUUUUUUUUGUUGUCUUUCUGGUGUUGGGGGAUUUUAAGUGAUUGAUUUGUUAUAUCAUCUUUGCAUGGACAAAGUUACAAAAAAAAGUUGGGACAUGGGUGUAUAUGUGAGAAUGAACUGCCGUGCAAUCAAGUUGGUUUGGACUUUGGACAAGAUGAGUCCAAUUUUCUUGUAUUAAGGAUAGAUGGUCCAAUUAAGAAAGUAAAGUAACUGGCCGAUUGGCUGGUUGUGGGGGCUUGGAACAA